Molecule: messenger RNA, 1215 nt
Organism: Rotaria sp. Silwood1
Lineage: Eukaryota; Metazoa; Rotifera; Eurotatoria; Philodinida; Philodinidae
Source: the annotation of a GenBank genome assembly
AUGACAAACAAUAAUCAUCUUGAUAAAAAUAAACAUAAAGAAGAGAAUGAUCAAGAAGAAUCAUUGAAUAUUGUUAAUGUUCAUGAUCCAUUCUUUUUAUGGGGUUUACUUCAACAUUCUGAUCAAUCAUUAAUUCAAGCAAAUAAAACAUUAUCAGAUGCUGAUCGAAGUUGUUUAUAUUGGUCAUGCCAUUAUCAUAAACGUUCAAAAGUUUGUGAAUAUCUGUUAGAAAAUUGUGAAUUAAUUCGUACAGCUCGUGAUGCUAUUGAACAAUUAUCUACUAUGACACAAGAAGGUGACAAGAACACACCUGAUUUAAAAGAAAUAUCUGUACCAUUUAUAUUACCAACAUCACCAGAUUUUAUUGUUAAAGAAUUACGUGAUGGUUCGUUUAUAUCAUCAAAAGGAAAACCAUUACAAUUUAAGGUUGUUGAUGAAAAAGGAAAUACAAAAAUAUGUAUGUAUAAACAUGGUGAUGAAUUAUUGCAAGAUGCUUUAUGUAUUGCUGUUAUGAAAGAAAUGAAUAAGAUAUUUGAAGAAGAAAAUAUCGAUGCAGAAGUUGUUUUUUAUGAAGUUGUUCCCGUUGAUAAAGAAGAAGGUCUUAUUGAAUUUGUUGAAAAUGCACAUCCACUUCUAGAAUUUAAAGCUGAUGAUGAAAAUGAAAAAUCAAAAUCAAGCGAUGCAUUAAAAAAAUUUAUUGAAACUAAACCAGAAGGAAAACAAAAUUUAUUUCGAUCAUUUCUUGGUUUUGUCGUGUCUGGUAUUGUUCUACAAUUAGCUGAUCGACAUGAUGAUAAUAUCAUGAUAACUGAUGAUGGUAAAAUUUUACAUAUUGAUUUCGGUUGUGCAUUCGGUCAAAAAACUAAACUCGAACAGUUACUUAGUUUUUUUAUGGAUAUACCAAAUUCUCCAUUUAGUGAAGAUGUUUUCAUUGCUAUCAUUGGUCGUGAAGAUAAUGAUGAAGUAAUAACAAAAUUAUGGGAAUCAAUUAAAGAUCGAACAUGGUUAUGUUUUAAUGCUUUACGUAAACAUAAAAAUCGGUUCAAACCAGUAGGUGAAAAACACUAUGAACAUUUUCAUGAAAGAUUAAUGAUUGCACGCAAUGAUUCUGAAGCUCAACAAGCAUUAGAUGUUGAAUUAGAAAAAUGUUAUAAUAAUCGAUUUAAUGCUGCAAGAGCAUUUUAUUACAAGAUUCAACAAAAUAUUGUUAGUUAG